AUGUUUUCAUCUUCAUCCAGAAACUCACUAUUGUCACCCUGGUCGUCCAUGGAGCAGCCGGACGGUGAAGGGCUGGACAUCAGCACCAAAGUGCAGCUGCAUGGAGUGCUGUGGAAGAGGCCCUUUGGACGGCCAUCAGCCAAGUGGUCCCGCAGAUUCUUCAUCAUCAAAGACAGCUUCUUGCUCUACUAUGCAGAGAGCGAGAAGAGAAACUUUGAGACCAACAGGUACUUCAACAUCCAUCCCAAGGGAGUCAUUCCUCUGGGAGGAUGUGUGGUGUCAGCGAAUGAGGCCAUGGGGAUGCCCUUUGCCAUUGUGGUUAACCUGGAAGAUUUCUCUGGUACCAUAGUACUGGCUGCUGAGUCUGUGAAAGAGCAGCUCCAAUGGAUGGAAAUGCUCCAGGACUCAGGGAAAGUUACGUGGAAAAACGCUCAGCUUGGGGAGGCUAUGAUUGAGAGUCUGGAGGCUCAGGGACUGCAGCUGGCCAAAGAGAAGCAAGAAUACCUCGAUAAGCUAAUGGAAGAGACAGAGGAACUUACACAUCAAAGGGCACAGAGAGAGGAGUUGGAGCGGCUGAACCAAGUCCUGGAGGAGGAGAAAAUGAAAUUUGAAGAGGUGGUGCUGGAGCUGAAAGCAGAGCAGGAGCACAUCAAACUAGACCUGGACGGCACAUCUCAGUCCCUGAAAAAUGUCGAGCAGGAAAAAGAAGAGCUGAGCUGCUUGACAGUUACACUUCAGAAGUCUAUCGAGGAGCUCUCCCAAGAGAAACAGCGAAGACUGGAGCAGCUGGGAGUGAAGGAGCAGGAUGACAAGAAGGUGGAGGUAGUGGAGGAGAAUUCUGAGCUGAGCUACAAGAAAUCUGAGGAUGGAGAAGAGCUUGAAGAUCAAGAACUGCUGCAGGAUUUGCGACACAUUGAGGAGCAAAUGAAGAUCCUGCUGAAGGAGAAGGAGCAGGCUGAUGAGAAGCUCUGGGAGAAUGAGCAGCGGGCUAAAGACCUGCAGCAGGAGAGGGAGUACUACUCAUCUCAGGCUCAGACGCUGCAGCAGUCGCUCUCUCAGCUCACAGUGGACAAGCAGCAGACUGAGGCUGAGCUCAAGGCGGAGAUUGAGUCUCGGGUGGAGCUGGAGCAGAGGUUGAAGCAGGCAGAAGAGGCUCUGCAGGACCUGGAGAAAGGCCUGAAUUCACUGGAACGAACCAAAGAGCGAGAUGAGAAGAUGAAGGGGGAUGUCACGCAGCUGAGGAAGUUCUUUGAGGAGUGCAUCUGCGCAGCAGAGAUUGAGGCAAAGCUUCCUGCAAUAAUGAAGAACGCUGUGUAUCUUCACAAAGCUGCUGCACGAAGAAUCAAAAGCUGCAGAAUCCAAAGGAGAGCCUCUAGACACCACUGGUUAAAACACUCCAGGUCGUUUGCUGUAGCCAACGACGACGACGACGACAUGGAGGAGCUGCGAGCGACUGCCCGAAGGCUGACCUCUGACAGCAGCUUCAGAGAGAGCGUCUACAAGAUCAUCACUCGCAAGGACUCCACAAGCAAAUCGCAGGAUUGAGCCAAUAUUUAUAACUUAAAAUGGAGGUUCUACAGCAGUUGCUGAGAGUUUUGUGGUUAAAGAAAUUAUAGAAAAUAUUAUCUACAAGUAACACGUUAUUUUUUCUCAUCUGCCCAGAGCUGGCAUGCUUGAGAUUGUGUUUUUUAAUGUGUCAUUAUUUUGAGAUAGCAAGUUAAAUAUCUCAUUAUCUUAAGAUAACAAGGAUUGUUUCUCAAUCUAACUUUUUGAUCUUUAAAAACUAAGAUAAAACAAAGAAGUCUUUCUUUGGCAGACUAUAAAAAAACAUAGCCAGGAAGUAAACAGAAUAACUUCCUGUUGAGGAUUCUGACCAUGUGCAACAGUUGUCAAUUAAAUUGGUGCUAAUUUCUUAUUUUCCAGCCCAUCUUGAUCACCUCAUGUUAUUAGAAAAACAAAACUCAUGAUAAACAGUUACAGUAGUUGGUUAUCAGGAGAAAAAAAGGCCUUUUUGUCUAGAUAGAGAGAAAAAUUAACUUGUUAUGUGAAAAUGGGCUUUGUGAUCUAAAGAUAACUGAACAAUUAACUCAUGAUCUUAAAGGUGCAGUGUGUAACAAAUAGUCAUUAAAAACUAUGUUUCUAAUGAUAACUAAUCACUUUAUUCAAUAAAUGUUUUUAUUCUUUUAGUAUGAGCUAUUUAUAACUACUUGUUGUGGGUCCACAUACAUGGCAGCUGCCAUAUUUGUGCAACCAUUUUACUAUGGUGUCUCUUAACAGACAAACAACUUCAUGUGUGACGUAAGAACCCUCUGAGCUUUAAAAUUGCAGUACCAGCUUUGUUUGAUAAGAGCUAGAGCACUG
Molecule: messenger RNA, 2361 nt
Organism: Melanotaenia boesemani (Boeseman's rainbowfish)
Lineage: Eukaryota; Metazoa; Chordata; Actinopteri; Atheriniformes; Melanotaeniidae
Gene: plekhd1
Product: pleckstrin homology domain containing, family D (with coiled-coil domains) member 1
Exons: 13
Coding region: 1-1545 (514 amino acids)
Source: RefSeq, a predicted model, not a curated record